Messenger RNA from Amphiprion ocellaris (clown anemonefish), 2632 nucleotides. It is a transcript of the gene pfkfb4b, whose product is annotated as 6-phosphofructo-2-kinase/fructose-2,6-biphosphatase 4b. Gene Ontology annotation, cellular component: cytosol. Lineage: Eukaryota; Metazoa; Chordata; Actinopteri; Pomacentridae. Gene Ontology annotation, biological process: fructose metabolic process; fructose 2,6-bisphosphate metabolic process. Bases 515 to 2044 code for a protein of 509 amino acids. Gene Ontology annotation, molecular function: ATP binding; 6-phosphofructo-2-kinase activity; fructose-2,6-bisphosphate 2-phosphatase activity. The transcript is spliced from 14 exons. The record is from RefSeq and is a predicted model, not a curated record.
GAAAAUUUGUGAAUUUUUCUUUAUCUAAAUUAAACAGUUUCCACGGGCUUGGUUUGAGUUUCCUUAAGUUAGAACUAUGUGGUCAAGUAGUUUUGUCUGCAUAUUUUGAGUCACUGUUGCUGUUAUUUACAGAGCUUCCUUUCCGCCCUUAAAACACAUUAAUGCCGUGACGCGGGUAAAACAGACUAAAAUGGUGAUAGAUUUCAUGGGAAACUAUAAGUAAAUGCGAGUAUUCAGAUAUGAAAUAAGUAAAUAGCUGGAGGCAGUAUUUGAAGAUACCGAGCUAUGCAAUAACAGGACUGAAGUCGAGCUACAUCCUGUACCAGGCUCUUUGUUUUGCUCCCUGAUUUCUGCUGCGCUCCGUGUCCGUCUUUACGGUAGUGAGAAACUGCUGUUUCUCAGCUGAUAUGUGACAUCCAUCCCCCCCGCUGCCUGCUCAUUCAGACGACCAGAGCUGCAGCCCACCGACUCAGUUUGUUGUUGGGAGGGCAGCAUCUAUGACCCAACGUCCAGGAUGUUAGACAACGAGGAGUUCAUGCUGGACUCUUACCCGCGGGAGCUGACCCAGAACCCGCUGAAGAAGAUCUGGAUGCCGUGCAGAAACGGCCACAUAGCUCAGAGACGGGUAUGUAUGACAAACUGUCCUACCCUCAUUGUGACAGUUGGGCUUCCAGCCAGAGGGAAGACUUACAUUUCAAAGAAGCUCACUCGCUACUUAAACUGGAUAGGUGUGCCAACCAAAGAGUUUAAUGUUGGCCAGUACCGGAGGGAGUGUCUGAAGAUCUACAAGUCCUUUGAGUUUUUCCGUCCAGACAAUGAAGAAGGCUUAAAAAUCAGACGUCAGUGUGCUACGUCGGCUCUGAACGAUGUCCGGCAGUACCUGAGUGUUGAAGGAGGACAGGUCGCGGUCUUUGAUGCAACAAAUACGACAAGAGAAAGAAGAGGGACCAUCGUCAAGUUUGCUGAGCAGAAUGGAUUCAAGGUAUUUUUUGUGGAGUCAGUGUGUGAGGACCCAGAUGUCAUUGCACAAAAUAUAGUGCAAGUUAAGCUGGGAAGCCCAGACUACCUACACUGCAACUCAGAGGAGGCAAUAGAAGACUUCAUGAAGAGAAUUAAAUGCUACGAGUCAUCCUACCAGCCUCUGGAUGAGGUUCUGGACAGAGAUCUAUCCUACAUAAAGAUCAUGGAUGUGGGCCGUCGUUACCUUGUCAAUCGUGUCGUUGACCACAUCCAAAGCCGAAUCGUUUACUACUUGAUGAACAUCCACAUCACCCCACGCUCCAUCUACCUGUGUCGCCACGGUGAGAGCGACCUCAACAUCAAGGGACGAAUUGGUGGAGACUCUGGCUUGUCUGCAAGAGGAAAAGAGUUUGCCAAACAUCUGAGGAAAUUCAUCCAGGAACAGAACAUCAAAGAUCUGAAAGUCUGGACGAGCCAGAUGAAGAGAACAAUCCAGACAGCAGAGUGCCUGGGCGUGCCAUACGAGCAGUGGAAUUCUCUCAAUGAAAUCGACGCAGGUGUGUGUGAAGAAAUGAUGUACGAGGAGAUCCAGGAGCAUUACCCUCUGGAGUUUGCACUGAGGGACCAAGAUAAAUAUCGCUACCGCUAUCCUAAAGGAGAAUCGUAUGAAGACCUGGUGCAGCGGCUGGAGCCUGUGAUCAUGGAGUUGGAGAGACAAGAGAACAUUCUGGUAAUUUGUCACCAGGCCGUCAUGCGAUGUCUCCUUGCAUAUUUCCUGGAUAAGACUGCAGAUGAGUUGCCUUAUCUUAACUGCCCUUUGCACACUGUGUUGAAGUUGACCCCCGUGGCUUAUGGAUGUAAAGUGGAGUCGGUGUAUUUAGGCGUGGAUUCUGUGAACACACACAGAGACAGACCAGAGAUACAGGCAGCUUUGUGCUGUUUUUCUGUCAGGGCUUUUCCUCGGUUUUCCAUCUUAGUCGGAACAGCAAAUCUGGAUUGCACUUUCAGGAUGAAUCACUCAGCUGUGUGUGUGUGUGUGUUUGUGUUAACCACAUUGUAUGACACUUUAUGGCGCCACAUUUGAGGAUCUGGUGCUCAUAUAAGAAACCUUCAAAUUUAGCAGAAAGACUAAGUGAAGGUUACGGUUGUGUUUAGGUUGAUUGAACACAACAGUGAAUGAAUGAAGAAUCAUAACAAGCACAUUGCAUUAAUAUUGUUUUUAAACUGUCUUUACAUGUUAUGUCGAAACAUUCCAUACAAUUUUUUGAUAGUUACUGUUUUGUAUUUACAUGAAGCCAUUCACAUGUACGUUAUGCACUGUGUAGCUUUUUUUAAUACCUCUGUAAUCGUGACAAAUGUUUUUAGCCUAAACAUAUAGUUUUGCCACACAUAAAAUGACGCACAAUUUCAUCGUCAUUCCACUAAUAUGUUUGUUUUAAGCUAGUCUUUGUGUAUAUGCUAAUGUUUACUAUUUUAAAUGUGAAGGGUGAAUAAACAGUGUUUACCCAAAUUUUAGAUUGCCACCGGAAUAAAGGUGUACUAUGUUUUUACUCCAAAGUCAGUGAUAAUGUUAAUUUGUUGGAUAAAACAAUUGUUUCAUGUCUUGAGUUUGUCAAGGUUGAUGCAUUGUGAACAUAAAAUCCAGAGGAAAAUAAAUUUAUUUGUCAUGUUA